AUGAAUGAGUGUCUGCAGGAGGCCAUGAUGGACCACUCCUUGCAGUCUAUCUCUUACAUCGCCGAUAUCGGCAGCAUCCUGGUCCUGAUGGCUCGCAGGAAGCUGCCAGGCCGACGCACUGCAGAGGGAGAGGGGGAGGGAGAGGCUUCCUGCUCACCAGCCCAGAAGAAGUGCUGCAUGAUCUGCCACGCGUUCCACUCCGAAGACGCUCAGCUCAUGGCUCAGGCGAUUGGCCAGGCGUUCAGCGUUGCCUAUCAGCAGUUCAUGCAGGUGAACGGCAUCAAGCCCAGCGAGCUGCAGCCCAGCGAGUACAGCGACUACCUGGGGACACAGGAGCUCUACAACGGGGACCUGGUGCACUUCUCCCGCUCCGAGAACAUCCGUCAGGUGUGCAUUGAGAAGCCGCGUGGGGAGAUCCUAGGCCUGGCCAUCGUGGAGUCUGGGUGGGGUUCCAUACUGCCCACAGUGGUAGUAGCUAACCUCCUCCACGGGGGGGCAGCAGAGCGCUGUGGGGAGCUCAGUAUUGGGGACCGAGUCAUGUCUGUCAAUGGCACUAGCCUGGUGGGGCUGCCCAUCACCACCUGCCAGAGCAUCAUCAGGGAUCUGAAGAACCAGACAGAGGUGAAGCUCAGCAUUGUGCACUGCCCCCCUGUUACCAUGGCGAUCAUCAAACGGCCGGACCCAAAGUACCAGUUGGGCUUCAGUGUCGAGGAUGGAAUUAUCUGCAGCCUGAUGCGGGGUGGCAUUGCAGAGCGAGGCGGGAUUCGUGUGGGGCAUCGCAUUAUUGAGAUCAACGAGCAGAGCGUGGUUGCCACGCCACACAAGAAAAUCAUCCACAUCCUGACCCAUGCCGUGGGAGAGAUCCACCUGAAGACCAUGCCAGCCUCUACCUACCGCCUCCUCACAGGUCAGGAGCAGCCUCUGUUUUUGUGAAGGCCCUCAGAGGCCGAUGCAGGCAUAGGGAGCAACACAGCCCAGAGAGAAGAGCCCGACACUGAAGCAGGGUACUCUGUGGUUCCUUCUGCUGUACCCUCAUCACGUUAAGUGCUGGCUGUUAGGCUGCGGGAUAGUGCAUGGGAAUAUCCUUGUUAUUUCAUGCAGUGCACUUGUCUUUGCGUCUUUUCCUCCAAAGGCACCAGAUUGUGAACCUGGCAGCAGCACUUGUUGAGAGAUAUAUGGAGCUCAUCCAUGCUGUAGCAUUGCACUCUCUUCAUGCUAUUAAAAGAGUUAUUAAUCGAUCCUCCACAUUGUGCUAAACUGUCGGUGGUACUUAAUCUGGUUUCCAGAAACGAUGCCCAAUUCAAACUUCUUUAUGUAAUAUUUGAGAAGGUACACCCAGGUCGUGUGUCUGUUUUUUUAGGUUUAAACACUUCGAAUCACGGCCCCCUCAUUAAAGUGA
Polyodon spathula (Mississippi paddlefish) is the source of this 1399-nucleotide messenger RNA. RefSeq names its product amyloid-beta A4 precursor protein-binding family A member 1-like. The transcript has 7 exons. Gene Ontology annotation, molecular function: amyloid-beta binding; protein binding. Gene Ontology annotation, cellular component: dendritic spine; cytoplasm; plasma membrane. Gene Ontology annotation, biological process: chemical synaptic transmission. The record is from RefSeq and is a predicted model, not a curated record. NCBI's taxonomy places the organism in Eukaryota, Metazoa, Chordata, Actinopteri, Acipenseriformes, Polyodontidae. Bases 1 to 933 code for a protein of 310 amino acids.